Molecule: messenger RNA, 759 nt
Organism: Umbelopsis ramanniana AG
Lineage: Eukaryota; Fungi; Mucoromycota; Umbelopsidomycetes; Umbelopsidales; Umbelopsidaceae
Exons: 5
Coding region: 49-477 (142 amino acids)
Cellular component (GO): nucleus; cytosol
Molecular function (GO): DNA binding
Source: RefSeq, a predicted model, not a curated record
AAAAAAUUGGUUGGCAAAAGCGGAUAUUAGAAUUUGGGUCUUGUCAACAUGGACGACGAUGAAUUACAAGCUAUAAGGGCACGUAGAUUGGCCGAGCUACAAGCUCAACAGGGAGCUCCAAGCGGAUCGCCAAGAACCGCUGCACCAUCUGGAUCUGGAUCAGGAAACAAGGAAGAUGAACAGCAAAAAAGCGAUAUGGAAGAAAUGCGCAGGACAAUGCUGGUUCAGAUUCUCGAUAAUGAUGCAAGAGAGCGAUUGGCAAGAAUCAACAUGGUGAAGGCUGACAAAGCACGCGCUGUGGAAGAUUUACUUAUUCGCAUGGCGCAGUCAGGUCAACUUCGAAGCAAGGUGUCUGAAAAACAGCUCAUCGAUCUCCUGGGUCAAAUUAACCAACAGGAUUCUGGAGCAUCGCAAACCAAAAUCGUGUACAAUCGUCGUCGAUUCGAUGACGAUAGCGACGACGAUUACGAUUUGUAGGAACAUGAUCAAUGUUAUUUUUUUAGUUUCAGGUCAUAAAAAGCUUUUAUUCAUCAAGCUACUGAGUAUAAAUCGCAUAUGCAACAGCAAUUUCCACGCAUUUCCAUCGAUGGCUGUAAGGCGCCAUCGAGUGAAAAAAUAAAAUAAAGAACAUUCAUCCAGUGGAACAAGCUUUAAGGCACCAGUGUUCCAUCAGAUUCAUCUGAAUUUGGCGAUUUUUAUUUCCGGAGAAUCAAUACCAAGUACACAAGAUUAUGUGCUUUGUGUUGAGUAUUGUGGAAA